This is a messenger RNA of Ceratosolen solmsi marchali, 425 nucleotides long. RefSeq names its product insulin-like growth factor 2 mRNA-binding protein 3-A. Bases 225 to 425 code for a protein of 66 amino acids. Gene Ontology annotation, molecular function: RNA binding. NCBI's taxonomy places the organism in Eukaryota, Metazoa, Arthropoda, Insecta, Hymenoptera, Agaonidae. The transcript has a single exon. The record is from RefSeq and is a predicted model, not a curated record.
CAAAUACGAAACCGAAGAGAGUCGAAGAGGGUGGGAGGGAGUGCGCCCGAGAAGAUUGUAGCGCCCGAAUAAAAGACGGGGGUCGUGCGCCUGCGCCAUAGAUCGCCGGUGGAGUCCUGCCCGAAGGACGAGGACCAAGAAGACACGUACCAAGCGGCAAAAUUGCACCGAGACCCGCCAGGGCGAGGCUCGAGAAGACGCCCGCAGCCCCAACCGCGCUCGCCAUGUCCAAGCUCUACGUUGGCAACCUGCCCUCGGACUGCAACGAGGCCGCCCUCAGGCAGCUCUUCCAAGAGCACAGCCUCGUAUGCACGACGAUCUUGGUGAAGCGGGGCGGAUACGCCUUCAUCGACUGCUGCGACCAGUCGACCGCCGACCGGGCCAUCGACAAGCUCAACGGUGAGUCCCAGAAGCCGCACCGCUGA